GAUUGAAUUAGGACCCGUGCUCCUGGGAUCUGCCUUCACGAUGUAACUCAAGAAAAGAAAGCUAUAAAGGUGAAGGCGUGAAGCUUCCAAAAACAGUAUAAUGUGGAUAGGGUCAGAGAGAGACGGCCCAAUGAUCUCUACUUCGUAGUACAACAAUGGUCCAAUCCAGGUGACGAAUUCCCUGGUAGUUAUCUAGACGGCCGAAGAAUUCCGAGGAAUCUCAGAGAAAUACGGGGAGCAUCGUAGGAAGCGUUGAUUCGGGAGAAUUUUGAAUUGCUCGGCUGAAUUUUUUUUACUUUGAGUUAGGGGUUGCAGUUUACUUGCUCGACGAAAGUCCUCGGAAAUUACGAUAGAUGGUGAGGGUAGAAGACAGCCCUGACCCUGAGGCUGGAACUGGUGCUCCAUUGCUGCAGGAAAUCCAGUCAGGAGAUGAUAAGAGACAGGAUGAUGCGGGUGCAUCGAUUUCAGGGGCAAUAUUCAACAUUUCGACUGGCAUGGUGGGAGCCGGGAUUAUGUCGAUUCCGGCAACAUUCAAGGUGCUUGGGGUGAUCCCUAGCAUUGUGGUUAUCAUGGUUAUUGCUUAUUUGGUGGAAGUCACUGUCGAGUUUCUCUUGAAGUACACACACUCUGUUGAGUCGAAUACAUAUGGGAAAUUGAUGGCAGAGUCGUUCGGGAAGCCUGGAUCUGUUGCUCUUCAAGUCUGUGUCAUGGUCACCAAUCUUGGUGCUUUGAUCAUUUAUUUGAUUAUAAUCGGGGAUGUUCUCUCGGGAAACAAGUCCGAUGGAACAGUGCACUUGGGCAUUCUACAAGAAUGGUUUGGUAUCCAUUGGUGGAAUUCGCGUGCCUGCUCGCUCCUUUUUGUCGUAAUUUUUGUCUUGUUUCCUUUACUUCUUCUAAGGCGUAUAGAUUCACUAAGGCACGCCUCAGCCGUGUCUGUAAUACUAGCCGGCUUUUUUGUGGCCAUCUGCACGGUGAUGGCGGUUCAUGCCACGUGGGCCGGAAAAAUAGAAAGGCCAAGACUGGUUCCAGACUUUGCAAAUGGUGUUUCUGCGCUAGAUCUGUUUACAACCAUACCGAUCUUUGCAACUGCCUUCGGGUGUCAUGUUAACGUUCAUCCAGUUAGAGAAGAGCUCGGGCGACCUUCGGAUAUGAGCUCAGCAGUGCGAAUUUCAUUGGUGUUGUGCGUCGCGAUAUACAUUGGUGUUGGGUUCUUUGGGUACCUUCUCUUUGGGGACUCUAUAAUGGCGGACAUGCUAGUUAAUUUUGACAGAGCAUCGGAUUCUAGUUCUGUUGUCACAACAAUUGUAAACGACGUAAUUAGACUGAGCUAUGCAGUCCACCUGAUGCUGGUGUUUCCGGUAAUGAACUACUCCUUAAGGGUGAAUGUCGAUGAACUGUUUUUCCCAAAGAGAGCGGUGUUGGCGACAGACAGCGUUCGGUUCUAUUGGCUGACGACAGUUAUGGUCGCGUUCAUAUAUUUGGCGGCAGUGGCCAUUCCGAAUAUUUGGUUCUUGUUUCAAUUGAUGGGAACGACGACGGUCAUGUGCAUCAUGUUCAUAUUUCCCAGUCUCGUAGUUCUCAGUCGGGACUUUGAUGCAGAGAUGCUGGGGGAAUAUCGACGAAAUCGGACAAGGUGUUGGCAGCGGUGGUGAUCACUCUGGCUGUUGGGACGAGUUUGAUAGCCAUUUUCUCGAAUCUUUGGGAUAUCUUUGGCAUUGGCAUUGGCAUUAGCAAGACAUGAUAAAUUGGAGGAUGCUAGCUUGUAAUCCAAAGUUGUCGAUACAGAACAAUGCAUGCAAGAAGAUCUUGAAAGGAUGGGUGAUGUCUGCUACUGCUACUGCUACUGAAUCCAAUGCUUUUUAAAGCCCAACAUCGUCAAUCCAUUAAUCCAAGUCUUGAUCAAGCUUGUUAACUCUGUUAGGAAUUUGUUUAUUGUUACCAGAUGCUCCCAAUAUUCUCACCCUAAAUUAUAUUAAAUGUUGGAAAUGGAUUUGUAUGUCACAAUUUUCAUUAUAAAAAAUUUCCAAAUGAA
Molecule: messenger RNA, 2032 nt
Organism: Andrographis paniculata
Lineage: Eukaryota; Viridiplantae; Streptophyta; Magnoliopsida; Lamiales; Acanthaceae
Product: amino acid transporter AVT6C-like
Exons: 7
Coding region: 354-1652 (432 amino acids)
Biological process (GO): amino acid transmembrane transport
Molecular function (GO): amino acid transmembrane transporter activity
Source: RefSeq, a predicted model, not a curated record